AUGCAUAAUUUUAUUUAUAUAAAUAUGGAAACAGAAACAAAGUUCAAAUUUCUACUAAUCGGACACUCACCUGUUGGAAAAUCAGCUUUAUUAUUCAAAUUUUGUGAUAACGAAUUUCCAGAAAAACAUAACUCAACUAUUGGAGUAGAUUUUAAAACAAAGUCUUUAGAAUUCAACAAUAAAGCCUUCAAGUUACAGAUUUGGGAUACUUCAGGAUAAGAGCAAUAUAUGAGCCUCCUGAAAAAUUAUUUCACAGGAUCUCAUGGAGUUUUAAUUGUUUAUGAUAUUACAAAUAGGCAAAGUUUUACCGAAAUAUCUAAAUGGAUAGAAUUGACGAAAAAUCCAAACACAAAUGUAGCUAAAAUUUUAGUUGGGAACAAAUCUGAUUUGAAUGGGGCAAGAGAAGUAACUUCAGAAGAAGGCUAAUAAUUGGCAAACACUUAAGGUAUGCUAUUUAUAGAAACAUCUGCAAAGGAAGGAUUUAAUGUUGAGCAUGCUUUUCUAAAUUUAAUAGAGGAAGCCUAAGCUCGUCUUGAAAAAUAGAAGAAAGCUGAAGAAACACAAAUUCAAUGAUAUAAUAAAACAAACAAUAACAAUUACAAUUUAUAAUAACU
Paramecium tetraurelia is the source of this 614-nucleotide messenger RNA. RefSeq lists its product as uncharacterized. NCBI's taxonomy places the organism in Eukaryota, Ciliophora, Oligohymenophorea, Peniculida, Parameciidae. The transcript has 4 exons. Gene Ontology annotation, molecular function: GTPase activity; GTP binding. Gene Ontology annotation, biological process: protein secretion; regulation of exocytosis. The record is from RefSeq and is a predicted model, not a curated record.